UUCACUGUUGGAGCUUAGAGCAUAAAAUAAACAUGGACGUGGACACGGCGAGUGACAAUACUUCAAUAGACGACAAAACCGAGGAUUUUUGCGAAAAUCCAACGAGAGAUGCUCUGACCGAAGGUCUUAUGAGCCUUUUGAAACCCACCGUCGAUCAACUGGACGAGAGAAUUCGAGCGACGAGAAUAAGCCAAAUCGAGCUGAAACAACAAAUAGAGUCGUUGACAGAAGAGCUUGUCAAAAUAUCAGAAUUUCUUCAAUGUCCCUUCGAGGUGGAUGGUUAUGUGAAGAAACUCGUCAAUGCAAAGCACAGAGUGACAAUAGUCAGCAAUAUAUUGCAAACGACGCAAGAACGAUUGAACAAGGUACACGAAUCUGUAGAACGUGACACUUCCAAGAGGAAAGCCCUUCUGGACAGUAGUUCCAUGUACGAAGCAGCUAGGAGCUCCGCAGAGGUGAAAAAAGAGGGAAGAGCAGAAGUGAGUCACGAGAGCACAGGAGAAAAAGAAGCGGCGACCGAAGUUCCGGAGACCACGAGCUCCACGAGCCAAAACUCAGAGACGGAAAAUCCAGAGGGCAAAAAUCCAGGGACUCAGGAUUAAAU
Messenger RNA from Venturia canescens, 604 nucleotides. RefSeq names its product SNAP associated protein (gene Snapin). Gene Ontology annotation, molecular function: SNARE binding. The record is from RefSeq and is a predicted model, not a curated record. The coding region runs from base 33 to 602 and encodes 189 amino acids. The transcript has 2 exons. Gene Ontology annotation, biological process: intracellular protein transport; lysosome localization; endosome to lysosome transport. Lineage: Eukaryota; Metazoa; Arthropoda; Insecta; Hymenoptera; Ichneumonidae. Gene Ontology annotation, cellular component: BORC complex; synaptic vesicle; BLOC-1 complex.